This is a messenger RNA of Ambispora leptoticha, 2279 nucleotides long. NCBI's taxonomy places the organism in Eukaryota, Fungi, Glomeromycota, Glomeromycetes, Archaeosporales, Ambisporaceae. The record is from the annotation of a GenBank genome assembly.
CACAAAUGGUACUUGGUCUAGAUGCACAAAAUCAAGCAGCGUUGUUAAAGGUGGUUAUUCUCGGUCUCAUCGCUGCUGUCGCCAUAGGAAGUCGUCUAUUUAGUAUCGUACGCUAUGAAAGUGUAAUUCACGAGUUUGACCCUUGGUUUAAUUAUCGGACCACGCGACACCUGGUCUCCAACGGGUUUUACGACUUUUGGAAUUGGUUCGAUGAGAGGUCAUGGUACCCGUUGGGUCGGGUGGUUGGAGGAACUGUAUAUCCUGGGAUAAUGGUCACGUCAGCUGUAAUUCAUAAUAUAUUACAUGCACUAAAUUUUCCAGUAGACAUUAGGAAUAUAUGUGUGUUAUUAGCUCCAUUGUUUUCCGCGUUCACUGCUAUCGCCGCUUACUUGUUAACAGUAGAAAUUAAAGAUUCUUCCGCUGGGUUAUUAGCGGCUGCUUUUAUCGGAGUUGCACCUGGUUAUAUUUCUCGGUCAGUUGCAGGAUCUUAUGAUAAUGAAGGGAUUGCGAUCUUUCUGUUAGUUUUUACGUUUUAUUUGUGGAUUAAAGCAUUGAAGCUUGGAUCUGCAUUUUGGGGUGCAUGGACCGCGUUAUUUUAUUUUUACAUGGUUGCUGCUUGGGGUGGUUAUGUUUUUAUCAUUAAUUUAAUACCUCUUCACGCGUUUGCCUUAAUAUUAAUGGGGCGAUUUUCGAGCCGUCUUUACGUUUCAUAUUCAUCAUUUUAUGUGCUCGGGACACUUAUGUCUAUGCAAGUACCAUUUGUCGGUUUCAUGCCUACGCGUACAAGUGAACACAUGGCCGCAUUGGGGAUAUUUGGUUUAUUGCAAAUUAUUGCCUUUGUGGAACUUGUUAGAACUCAUUUGUCGACAACUCAAUUCCAAAUUCUUUUCAGAGGGUUUAUUGUCGUGUCAUUUGUUGCAAUGUUCUCUGCAUUGGUCUUCUUGACUUAUUUUGGAUAUAUUGCCCCUUGGACUGGUCGUUUUUAUUCAUUAUGGGAUACUGGAUACGCCAAGAAAUACAUUCCAAUUAUCGCAUCAGUUUCCGAGCAUCAACCGACUGCUUGGCCUUCUUUUUUCUUCGAUCUCGAGAUGCUGAUAUUUUUAUUCCCCUCUGGAGUUUAUUUAUGUUUCCGAGAACUUCGUGAUGAACAUGUUUUUGUGGUUUUGUAUGGAAUCACAGCCUCAUAUUUUGCUGGCGUAAUGGUUCGACUUAUGUUAACAUUAACGCCGAUAGUCUGCGUAUCAUCUGCAGUUGCUCUCUCUUGGCUGUUGGAUACAUAUCUUGAUGUGUCGGCACUUGAAUCCUCUCCCGAAGAACAAGAACCGAUUUCUGACAGUAAAGUUACUGAAAAGCUCGGUAAAAAGAACAGCUCUGAGAAGACAAAAAAAGGACCUCAGAACACAAGCAAAACACUCGAUAAAAAGAAAAAGAAAGAAUAUUAUGGAAUACUGGGAAUUGAUACCCGAAUGAUAGUUGGAAUGAAUUUCUUAUUCUUUUUAUGGAUAUUCACAUGGCAUUGUACAUGGGUCACCUCGACAGCUUAUUCCUCGCCGUCCAUUGUUCUUGCAUCUCGUGCAGCUGACGGAUCAAAUUAUAUUAUUGAUGAUUUUCGAGAAGCUUAUUAUUGGCUUAGAAAGAACACUGAUUAUUCGGCAAAGAUUCUAUCGUGGUGGGAUUAUGGAUAUCAAAUCGCAGGAAUGGCAGAUCGAACGGUGUUAGUAGAUAACAAUACGUGGAAUAAUACUCAUAUCGCUACCGUUGGCAGAGCUCUAGCAUCUAAUGAAAAUGUUGCAUAUGAAAUCUUGCGUCGACACGAUGUUGAUUAUGUGUUGAUUAUAUUUGGUGGUUUGUUGGGAUAUUCAGGUGACGAUAUUAAUAAAUUUCUUUGGAUGAUUCGAAUAGCAGAAGGAGUAUAUCCGGAUGAAGUGAAAGAGAGGAAUUUCUUUAAUGAGCGUGGGGAGUACCGAGUUGGUGAUGAAGCUACACCAACUAUGCGAAAUAGUAUAAUGUAUAAAAUGAGUUAUUACAAUUAUAAUGAACUUUUUGGUGGCCAAGGUGUAGAUCGGGUACGUGGCGUCAAAUUAUCCCCAGGAAAAAUCAAGAUGCAUACAUUAGAAGAAGCUUAUACAACUGAGAAUUGGAUUGUGAGAAUUUUUAAAGUUAAAGAUCCAGAUAAUAUCGGACGUACUUUAGAACAAGCAACAGGUUUUGAGUCGGGAAAAAAAAGGCGUCGUGGCGCUAAAAAGCGAGUAAGCGGUCGAAGAGACAAAAGUUCAUAA